This is a messenger RNA of Carcharodon carcharias (great white shark), 3588 nucleotides long. RefSeq names its product aryl hydrocarbon receptor 1b (gene ahr1b). Gene Ontology annotation, cellular component: aryl hydrocarbon receptor complex; nucleus. Lineage: Eukaryota; Metazoa; Chordata; Chondrichthyes; Lamniformes; Lamnidae. Bases 79 to 2835 code for a protein of 918 amino acids. The record is from RefSeq and is a predicted model, not a curated record. Gene Ontology annotation, molecular function: transcription cis-regulatory region binding; protein dimerization activity; nuclear receptor activity. The transcript is spliced from 11 exons. Gene Ontology annotation, biological process: regulation of transcription by RNA polymerase II.
CGGACUCAGUCCGUGUUCCAGCUGCAUUGAUGCGGCUCCGGGAGUAAGGGAGGCUCCGGGAGGCCGGUCCACAUCAACAUGUACCCGGGCAGGAAGAGGAGGAAACCCGUACAGAGAACGGUGAAGCCUGUGUUGGCCGAUGGAAUAAAAUCCAACCCUUCCAAGCGGCACCGUGACCGGUUAAACUGUGAAUUGGACCGCUUGGCCGGCCUGCUGCCUUUCACCGAAGAUGUGACUUCCAGCUUGGACAAGCUCUCCAUCCUCCGCCUCAGCGUCAGCUACUUGCGAUCCAAGACUUUCUUCCGGGUUGCCUUGAAGAACCACAGCUGUAACAAGAUCGCCGAUGGAAGUGGUAACCACGGCAACAGGAGAGUGUCGGGAUUGGCGGACGGAGUUCUGCCGGAGGGAGAACUUUUAUUGCAGGCUCUUAAUGGGUUUAUCCUGGUUGUCACAGCAGACGGACUUAUUUUCUAUGUUUCUCAUACAAUUCAGGAUUAUCUGGGAUUUCACCAGACCGAUGUCAUGCACCAAAGUGUGUUUGAGCUGAUUCACACCGAAGACCAGCAGGAGUUCCGCCGAAACCUUCACUGGGCCUUGAGCCCGCCGACCAUCACUGAGGCCGAGAAAGCUCUAGCAGGUGACAAUGUUACCUCGACAGCUGUAAUCCCCUACAGCCCUGAACAGUUACCACCAGAGAACACGUCAUUUCUCGAGAGGAAUUUUGUCUGCCGGUUUCGCUGUUUGUUGGAUAAUUCUUCCGGUUUCUUGGCUCUCAACUUCCAGGGGCGGCUGAAGUUCUUACACGGGCAGAAUAAGAAAGCAGAGGAUGGCGCCCCCAUCCCCCCUCAGCUGGCCCUGUUCGCCGUGGCAACCCCUCUCCAGCCUCCGUCCAUCCUGGAGAUCCGGACCAAGAACAUGAUCUUCAGGACUAAGCACAAACUAGACUUCACGCCGCUCGCGUGCGACGCCAAGGGGAAGAUUGUCCUGGGGUACACCGAGGCCGAGCUCCGAGCCCGAGGGACUGGAUACCAGUUCAUCCACGCCGCAGAUAUGCUGCACUGCGCAGAAAACCACGUCCGAAUGAUUAGGACAGGAGAGAGCGGCCUGACUGUCUUCCGAUUGCUCACCAAAGACAACCGAUGGGCCUGGGUACAAGCAAACGCGAGGCUGGUAUAUAAAAAUGGAAAACCGGAUUAUAUCAUAGCAACGCAGAGGCCUCUAGUUGAUGAGGAAGGCGGAGAGGAACUUCGGAAACGAUCGCUGCAUCUGCCGUUCACCUUCGCCACGGGGGAGGCCUUGCUCUACCAGGCAGUGUGCUCCAACCCGGGCCUCCCCGACCCCUGCCAGGCCAAGGGGAGGAGCGGCAGGGGGAGGAAGAGCACCUCUGGCAAGGCCGAGAAAGAGCAGAGGAACGUGGACCCCAGCUCCCUUCUGGGCGCCAUGAUGCGGCAGGACGAGUCCGUGUAUGUCUGCCGCCCGGCGCCGGAGCCCAAGUUUUCCUGCAGUGGUGGUUUCUUCGGCGAAGCCGGCAGCUCGGGUGGCGCGGCGGGGGGCGGCUGGCUGAGCGGCGCCGGCGAGCUGGACCAGCAGGGGGUUCACGCCGGGCAGCUCGACCCCUUGCUGUCCACCCUGGACUCCCUCAACCUGGCCGGCGAAGACAACAGCCUGAACAGCGACUUGUUCAGUGCGCUCGAGAGCCUGGGGCUCGGCGCCGACGACUUGGAGCUCCUCCUGUUCGACGAGAGGAUGGUGAGGUUGGACACCGGUCCGGAGUACAUACCGUCGCUGAACGACAUCUUGACCAACGGGGAGAUUCUGUCCUACGUCCACGACUCCAUCGUGGCCAAAAACGACCAGGAGCUCCCUGGGACCCAGCAACCGUACCCGGCGCCCGGUUUCCCCCAGCCCCUGACCGCAAACUCCCUGGUGUACCCCCCCAGACCCCCGGGGAAAGAGGCCCAGUAUCCCUCUCAGCAUUUCUGUCGGCACCAGCAAGCUUUCCACCCGGCCCAGCAGGCGCUGGAGCAGCUGGACCUCCUGCUCCCGGCCCAGCAGGACAACCAGCCCUGGGGUCAGCACUCAGACCCCGGUGACGGACGGCAGGCUCAGCUGACCCAGGAGGAGCCCGCCCACCCGCAGCUCAAAGCGCACCUGCAGGCUCCCUGCCAGGCGAAACCAAAAGCCCCCGAGCAGCAGCUCUUCGUCAACGGGAUGCACCCUCACUGCCCGACAAACUCCGGGCUGAGGGCCGACCAUCGAUGGCCGGAUUACAGCUGCCAGUCGGCGCUCGACCAGCUUGUUUCCUGCAAACUGGAUCACCUCGCAGGCUACGGCGCCGUUCAGAAGCUGGAUUCCUAUCAGCCGCUGCACUCCGCGUGUCCGCCUCUUGCUCCCAGCGGGAUCGUCCCGAGCCCAGCUUCUCACAUGGGCGGGGUGCCUUGCAUGGAGCUAACGAUGAAUGGGGGGACCGACAACAGUGGCCAGUCUCACGGUUUCCUCGCCACAUCGUCUACUUAUCAGACCUUCCCACAGAAGCAGCAGAUUCAGGGAACACCCCUCUGCCAGUACCAGCCCUUGAACCCUUCCAGUCACCCGUUUGCAGACCUGUGUCCGGAACAACUGCAGCCCGUGGUGGACCCUUAUGGCUUUUUACCACCGUCGGUAUCUCAGGACAAUUCCCACAAGGCGGAGAGCAGCUGCGAUUUGAACAACGGAGACCCGGCGUUCCCUGGAGGCUGCAUAUAUCCCAACGGGAGCACGGUGCCCUCGGACAGACUGCACCCGACUGCGGGAAUUCACCCAAACCCCCCCACCACUGGCUAUUACCUUCAGUGACAUCCAGCCAGGAGGUCAGCUCAGGACUAGCUCCAGGACCGCCAAGCGUGCCAAGUUGGCAGAUUUCUGUGAUGUGACACAAGGCGCUCCUGGGUUUGAAACCGUGACCUCUUCAACCUCCUCGGGCUACAUCAUGGGGGAGCGGCGCGUGGGGUUUCCAAACCAGUACCUUUCUCGAUUAAAAACAAAAAAAAACCAAAAAAAUUUGUGGCCACCAAAGGAACCCAGGAUGGUGUUUAUGAAAGAAAAUGGCUUCAGUUAUUCUGACCCAAAGGAAAGGCGCUACAAAAGCAGUUGCCUCUGGUUCCCGUUGUGUAACCUCCUCUCUCGCUGGUUAGAAUGAGGCGCCUGGAGACUUUGGAAGGUUGAAGGCUGGCUGGGUCGGCCGACCUCGGCUGCAGUGUGCACUGAGAGACGAGAGCCAGCCAGAAAGAGCUCGGCCGUUCCCCUUGGGCCCUCUGGCUGGGAACUGGGUGCCGGUGGUUUUGGCAUUCCCUCCGCCUGGGUCGCUGCUGAUCCCGCUCGUUCUCCUGAGGGGGACAGGGGAGGACUUGGGUUGGGUUCCGGUGGAAUGGGACCUCAGUCCGCACCUUUGAAAAUGGUGGGAGACAUCACCGAGCCAAAUGAAGAAAUCUCCUCCGAUAUCUCAGAGCAAUUAAAAGUCAAGUAUCAGCGCCAUCGUUUUUCACGUUUAACAGAGUGAAGGUUGCAAAUGGCCAUCUCUCAGCAGCAGUUAAACCCUGUAAUAUUAUU